Erigeron canadensis is the source of this 1149-nucleotide messenger RNA. Its product is annotated as peroxidase 64-like. The transcript has 4 exons. Gene Ontology annotation, molecular function: peroxidase activity; heme binding. The record is from RefSeq and is a predicted model, not a curated record. The coding region runs from base 23 to 1042 and encodes 339 amino acids. Gene Ontology annotation, biological process: hydrogen peroxide catabolic process; response to oxidative stress. NCBI's taxonomy places the organism in Eukaryota, Viridiplantae, Streptophyta, Magnoliopsida, Asterales, Asteraceae. Gene Ontology annotation, cellular component: plant-type cell wall; plasmodesma.
AUUUCUUUUAUAAAUAGCCGAAAUGUCUUUCAAACAUCAUCAUCAACACUACAACUUCUUCUUAACCUCGCAAAAAAUGGCAGUCAAAAACACAGUCUUUUCCAUUCUUUUCGGUCUGGCUAUUUUGGGACUAGCCCAUAUUAACACCAUCAAUGCACUAAGUUCUAACUACUAUGAUCAAACAUGUCCCAAUGUUGAAUCAACCAUUACAAGUGUUGUGAAGAAAGCCAUGAUGAAUGACCGCACGGUCCCAGCUGCACUUCUUAGAAUGCAUUUCCAUGACUGCUUCAUUCGGGGAUGUGAUGGUUCAGUGUUGUUGAAUUCAACUGGGAAGAACAAAGCUGAAAAAGAUGGACCUCCAAACAUAUCUUUACAUGCAUUUUAUGUAAUCGAUAAUGCCAAGAAAGCGGUAGAGGCUUUAUGCCCCAAAACCGUCUCUUGUGCUGAUAUUUUAGCACUUGCAGCAAGGGAUGCAGUCACUUUGUCUGGAGGGCCAACAUGGAAUGUGCCCAAAGGAAGAAAAGACGGAAGAGUUUCAAAAGCAACUGAAACCCGACAGUUACCUGGUCCAACUUUUAAUAUUUCUCAGCUCCAACAAAGUUUUGCUCAGAGAGGUCUUUCUACAAAUGAUUUAGUUGCGCUCUCAGGUGGGCAUACACUCGGAUUUGCUCAUUGCUCAUCCUUUCAGAACAGGUUACACAACUUUGCUUCAAAGCAAAGUGUUGACCCCUCACUUCAAUCGUCAUUUGCAGCUAAAUUGCAGAGAGUUUGCCCUGCAGGAAACACUGUGAAAAAUGCAGGUUCCAAUCUUGACUCGACACCCACAACUUUUGACAACAGAUAUUAUAAGUUGCUUCUUCAAGGCAAGAGUAUUUUCUCAUCUGAUCAAUCGUUGCUCACGUUGGCAAACACCAAAGCAAUGGUCACAAAGUUUGCUAACUCAAAGCAAGAGUUCGAGAAAGCGUUUGUGAAUUCUAUGAUUAAGAUGAGUAGCAUCAAUGGUGGUCAAGAGGUGAGGCUAGAUUGCAGAGUGGUAAACUGAGCCCAAUGUGUUCUUGGUUUAAAUUGUUUGCAUCUUCUGUUUAUUGGAUUUUGUUCCUAAGUUAAAAGAUUCUUGAUUUAGAAGUGCACAAAUGUAUUUGAUUUAUA